UUUUUUUUUUUCCUGCUGACGCGCGCGCGCGAGUAUUGAGGUCGAAAGGUAAAGAGCGCAUCGGGGCCAUCAUCAGCGCGCGUACGGACAAGCGUCCCGACGGCUAGCAUCGCGGGGACUGUGCCCAAAGCCCCUUCAUCCGUCCAUUCCCUGAGUCGGUCGAUGCCCCAGGUGCGAGCUCGCGGCUUCCCGUGGCUGGCCGAGGAUACGCUUCUGACGCUGGUAGAGCCGCCGUCGGGGGAACUCAGUUGCUGCUCGUGCGGCGACCUCGUGGGAACCCUGUGGGGUGCCCCCUGCCGACAUCGGUUCUGCACGCGCUGCCUCGAGCCACUGCUGGGACAGGACUCUCGUGCCCCGUGCCCCAUCGACGCCAGCGAGAUCCUCAGGGCCCAGCUGUUGGCGGACAACUCUGUGCAAGCCCAGGCGUCUCAGCUGAGGGCUCACUGUCCCAACGGAGGCUGCAUGGCCACUCCACCCCUCUGCAAUCUAGAGGAGCACACCAAGCAGUGUGUGGAGGCCCCUUCCACCACUCUGCCCCCGAACGACCCCCCUGUGGCCCCCCAAGUGGGUCCUGGGCCGCAGGAAGCAGAUGGGGCCUGCUGGAUGGCUAACCUCGGCUGCGACUUCACGGGGGCACCACCUGAACUGGAGUCCCAUGAAGGAAACUGGGAGCUCCACCGGCGUCUCGUGGUUACUCGGAUGGCCGAAUACAGGCGCAACCUCGAGGACAUCCAAGGAGAGCGGGAUCUGCUGCGCAACCAGUUGAACGAGGCCAACGCCGCUCUCAAGAACCUCAGGCUAGACUUCAACCAGCAGCGAGUCGAAACCACGGCCCGAAGCGACAGGUUGGAGCGUCAGCUGCGGGAAAUGGAGCAGCGCUUGAGCCGGCUUGAGGGAAUGCCCUCGCCACAGAUUCAACCACAGCAGGGAGCUUCCUAUUUGCCAGCACUGCAGCAGCCUAUUGGCGGUGGGCAGAUGUACCCAGAGCUACAAGGAAGCCUCUGUGCCGCUGUCAACAUGCCUUCUGCCCCGGAAGCUUCACUGGCCUCCCUGGCACCGUCUGUCGUGGGCAGUGAUCAAGAACUGGUUUGCCCAGACGGCAUCCUCAACUGGCGGCUGAGCGACUACGGUCGAGCCAAGCGCAAGGAGCGGCACGGGCAACACAGGUACACGGCCGGCCCCCGGUUCUACACCGCGGAGCCCGGCUACCUGAUGCAGCUGCGGGUGCACCUGCACGGCCUGGGGCACAAGGGCAAGUUUGUGGCUGUGCAGCUGGUGCUGCAUCGAGGCAGGCACGACAACCAGCUGCCCUGGCCCUUCAGGCACCGGCUUUCGGUGACUUUGAUGGACCAGACAGGGGGCGGGCGCAGCGUGGGCUACACCAUCCACGACCCCUGCUUCCUGAGACCGCAGGGGGACCACACGACCCCAUACGUCUGGCAGGAGUUUGUCUCCCAGAGGGACCUCGAGGACCAGCUGCUCUUUCAGGAUUCGCUCCUGUUCAGGGUAGUUGUGGAACCCUGAAGUAUUUCUAUUCCUGGCCCAUUUUUAUUGCCUCAUUAUGAA
Molecule: messenger RNA, 1566 nt
Organism: Ixodes scapularis (black-legged tick)
Lineage: Eukaryota; Metazoa; Arthropoda; Arachnida; Ixodida; Ixodidae
Product: TNF receptor-associated factor 4
Exons: 13
Coding region: 163-1524 (453 amino acids)
Biological process (GO): tumor necrosis factor-mediated signaling pathway; regulation of canonical NF-kappaB signal transduction; positive regulation of JNK cascade
Cellular component (GO): plasma membrane signaling receptor complex
Molecular function (GO): protein binding
Source: RefSeq, a predicted model, not a curated record